AUGGGAGUGAAUAUCCAGUAUGUAAAAAAUGGUAGAGUUUAUUUGGCAACUUUAGCAAUGAAAGAAGUUUGUGAACAACACACUGCCGAUAAUUUAAAAAAAUUGCUUCUUGAAGUGCUACAAAAGUAUAAUAUGGUUAAAGAACAAAUUUAUACAAUAACCUGUGAUAACGCAGCAAAUAUGGUGAAGUUAGCUAGAAUAAUGAAUGAUCAAUGUGAAGAAUUAAAUGUGAUAGAAACCAAUGUAAAUGAAAAUGAUUCUGAUUCUGAUAUUGAACUAGAAUAUGAAAAUGGAGAAGGAACAUCUUUAUCAACAGAUGAUAUUGAGAAUGAACUUUUUAAUGAUGAUUUCGAAAAUAAUGAUAAUACAAACAAGGAAGUGGAAGAUUUUCAAGAAAUUGUAAUCAAUGCUCUAGAACCUAAAUCAAUAACAUCAUGCAUACGAUGUUCAGUUGUAAAAAAGCUCAGAACCCCAAAAUAUGCUAGUUGGUUAAAAAGAAAACAUUUGAAGUAUGCUGUCAUUGAUAUAGAGACUAGGUGGAAUUCUCUAUACAACAUGCUCUUCAGACUCUUAGAAUUGAAAGAAUUUUGUAAGCUGCACAAUGGAACAAAUCCAGAUAUCAAACUAAGGGACUGUGAAUGGGAGUCAAUACAAAGUGUUGUUAACGCUCUUAAUCCUGCAAAGACGGCUACCCUUGCAUUACAAAAACAAAAUCUCAAUUUGGGUGAUUUUUAUGGUAUAUGGUUCAAAUCUAUACAUGGAUUAAAUGCAGAUGGUUCAAUACUAGCUAAGACCAUAAAAAUAGGUAUGGAGAAAGAACUCAAAGAAAAAUAUUUGGAAAAUACCACAUUCUUAGCGGCAAUUUUUAUUGAUCCCAGAUAUCAGUGUUUACUGACUCGUGAUCAACAAAGUGUAGCUAUUAAUCGUCUUGUUGAGACUUGGGAAACUUUGCAGUUAUUAAAACAUAAGAAUCCUGAGUUGAAUAGCUCCAACUCAUCUAUUGAUGUUGCAGUUCAUAAUGAGGCUGAUACAAAGGACCAAAAUUCUGAAGAUUUUUUUGAAAAUUUUCUGUCUUCCCAAUCAUCUAAUCAUUCUAAUCUAUCUCAAUCGUCCACUUCCUCAAAUCCUACACAAACUAUCACAAUCAUUUUAAAUAGUUUAAAAAUGUCCAGCGCAUUCCUUACAAUGAUAUUGUAA
Molecule: messenger RNA, 1197 nt
Organism: Acyrthosiphon pisum (pea aphid)
Lineage: Eukaryota; Metazoa; Arthropoda; Insecta; Hemiptera; Aphididae
Exons: 7
Coding region: 1-1197 (398 amino acids)
Biological process (GO): regulation of transcription by RNA polymerase II
Cellular component (GO): nucleus
Source: RefSeq, a predicted model, not a curated record